CAUGUUUCCUUACAGAUUGUCAAAAUCAAAGUGAGAAGUCAUCUGUUCUAAAUCAAACGGGUGUAAUUUAGAAUGGACUCGAGUUCCGAUCACAUCGAUUGUGAAUGCAGUUUAUUGAAGAAUAGUUCCGAUGAAAGCGACUUCCAAUGUUCAAUUGGAAAAAAGUUCUUGCUGAGCAAAUCUUUGCAAAUGGAUUUAAAAGAAAGAUAUCCCAAUGUGUUAGAGUUAAUCAAGACCCUUCGUAAAUAUAUUGAACAGCAGCAAAAGAAGAUUAGUAAAUUAAAAGUGAAAUUAUGUAAAAAAGUAGAAACAAGAAAUGUGGCUAUUCAAACGAAUCUUGAUCAAGACCACCAAAAUGCUGAAAAGUCUGUUUCUGAAGAAAUUACGGAAGCUGCCGAAAUGGCAAUGCAAAGUACUGGAUUUGUAUACGAAGAAACUUCUGGUUUGUACUACGACUACAAUUCUGGAUAUUAUUAUAAUGCGGAACUCGGCUUAUAUUACGAUGGAAAUUCGGGGACAUAUAUGACGUACAAUACUGAAACUGAAACCUACGAGUAUCAUUCUCAGGUACCGAUUGCUACAAAAAAGUGGGAUGAAGUAGUGAAUAAACCUAUAAGGAGCAAAAGAAAGAAGAAAACUAAAAAAAAAGUAAUCACCUCUUGCGAUUUGGAUGAUCUAACUCUUUCAUUCAAUCAUAUGAAUAUAUACCCUCUUCGUAAACUAGCUCUUGACAUAUCAAACGCAUGGCCUCCGUGUAUACGAAUUGUGGUGAAAAGUACAGACGUUGCCAAACUAACAGCCGGAACUUUAUACAUUAUAACUUACCAAGGUGGUACGCUGGGCAGAGAAGGGGAUCACGCAGUCCUCAUCCCAGACAUUAGUAUCAGCAAGCAUCAUUUGAAAUUCACCUUUGAUAAUGACCUAAAUACGUACACAGUCACUGAUUUGGGCUCCAGAAACGGCACAUUAUUAAACGGAAAGAGAAUGUCUGCCUGCAAACAAGAAAGCGAACCAGUACCUUUAAAGCAUGGAAACGAAAUUCAGAUUGGCUCAACGGUUUUACUUUGCCACAUACAUAGCAGUAACGAAACGUGUAAUCAGUGCGAACCCGGGUUGCUCCAGUCUAAAACUGAUGAGAAGGAAAAAAUUGUAUCAUCGUCUAAAAGUGAGCAGCACAAGAGCGAGCUUCGAAAGUUACGCAAGAAGUUUGCUGUUAAUUGGUCCGAAUCAAAUAAUUGUAAUUUGGCGUCCGGGUACACAGAUAGGGCUCAAGUAAGACGUGACACGAUUGGAAGUCACAAUGAACACGAAAAAACCCAAGUGGCUUCCAUUGACGAGUAAGUUUUUUGUUUACUUUUUGAGCACAAGUAAGAUCAUGAAGUGCACUUGCGCAUAUCAACUUUUAUAGGAUGUUCAGGAUGUUACAAUGAAUUGUCUAUUUACGACCUCAGGGGUCUAAUUUGGGUCCCCUGUUAUUUUUAAUUUUUAUUAAUGAUUUGCCUGAAAAAAAUCACUAAUUGCAGUAGUAUACUCACUGCACAUUCUGUUACGUUCACUUUGAGCAAACAUAACAAAAAUGCAGGUAGUAAGCUUAGGUAAAAUAGAGGUGGAUUGAGGUGAAUAAUGGGGUUCUUGUAUACUAACCAAAAUGAAGCAAAAAGGAAAUUUAGUAAUAGUAAACCGGAUAGGCGCCAAUUAGUCUUUAGUAAAUUUCAAAAAAGAGAAGGGAAUACUUACCGAAAGGGGGAACAAGACAGACUAAAAGAUCCUUGUUUUGGUCUUGAAAUAAAAUAAUUGACAGGGUAGAACAUAUAAUUGUUACAAUCAAGUGUAAUUUAUUAUUACAAAUAGGAAACUAAUUUCUAGAUCUGAAAUGUCAAUGUUUAAAUUUAAUUUAAUUUAGUCAGGGAAAUUAUUCAAAUCAAAACAGGCUUCCGCAUAAAACAAUGUACGUAGCUAUGAUUAUUAAAUUACUAUUAAACAAAUGUAGUAAUUACAAUUCGAUUGAAUCAAAAACUAGUAUGUAAUCAAACGUUACAUAAAGGAGUCAUUGAAAAUAAUUACCUUUGAACUCUGGUUAUAACGGUCUUUUGAGCUCAGAAGGGCGCUUUUCUGCCUUAUCUGUAACAGAUAACAACAUAUCCAAACAAACAAGAGACAUAGUGAAUGCCGCGGCACAUAACUAUUGCGUUGCCAAUGUCUAACGUCUGAGACUAGGGUAAAUCGUCCACUAAAAGCGUAAUUAAUACUUAAUAAGAAUCAAUAAUUCUAUUUACAUGCAACUACAAAAGCAAAAUUUUGACCGACAGCGAAUCGUCCGUACAAAUCGCUAAAAUAACAGUAUAAACGUGACGUUAAUUACGAAGAUACGAAGAAUCGCAUACGAUUUUCAGUAGGGGCAUUUUUUGUCACUCCGCUCGUAUUCGUAAACCAGACUUUUGAUCCGGCUCAUAUUCAAUAGCACUGAUCCUUGAACUCUUAGAAAUCGAUUGGCGAAGGUUUGGCACAUCGCUGUCUCCUUUCGUUCUCAAGUUAGAUGAGGAACAGACAGACGGACAAAUCCAU
Molecule: messenger RNA, 2565 nt
Organism: Photinus pyralis (common eastern firefly)
Lineage: Eukaryota; Metazoa; Arthropoda; Insecta; Coleoptera; Lampyridae
Product: angiogenic factor with G patch and FHA domains 1-like
Exons: 7
Coding region: 73-1341 (422 amino acids)
Molecular function (GO): protein binding
Source: RefSeq, a predicted model, not a curated record